AUGGACGCCUCCCCGCCGUCGUCGCCAAGUCAACUCACUCCGGAGAGCGGGCUGUCUACUCCACCUCCUCAUUCAGCCCGGAUGGAGUUUGCAACACCAAUGGCCUCAGAGGAGCUUGGGCUGCCGAUCCAGUCCACGUUGGUGCACCCACUGCAGAGCCCGCCUAGCCAUUCUACAGGGUUGGCUGAACCACAAGCUGUGACUCGCUCAACGAAUGGCUCGCCGACAGUGGUUGGGUCUUUGGGGAUGGCGUUAACGCCGACAUCACCACCCUCGGUGGUCUCGUCGUUCGGGAUUAUAGCGCCAGCCUCCCUGACUCCUACACCAAUGUCUUUGUGGCAUAGUGGGAGUCAUCCGGUUGCCGCUGAUGACUCGACAUCCACAGAUGAGGACUCCACAAUGCAGCGUCAAGCUUCACACAACCUAGACUACUCAGAAGAUGCAGGUCCUUCAGUGGUUAUCAAUGUGCAAAAUGAGCUGCAUUCUUCAGGGGAUGGGGUGAUCCCCAAGGUCCGUGCGAACCUCCGGCGCGUCGCGGCCGACCUGUUCACGCCGUACGCCGUACCCAUCGGUCCUUACCAUGAAAGCGCAGAUUCUUGGCAGUGGACGGAAGCGAAGAAGAGGGCCGUCCGCGAUCUAGUAAGCGUGGUUAACCUCUCCGGUCUGGAGCGGGUCAUGGAUAGAGUGCAGUACAGAGCGAGGGGAUACUACACCCAUCUGCCGGAGCCGGACGACCACGCCGGCGACUCAGCAAAGUUCUCCCGUAUGCUGCUGCUUGAUGGGUGUUAUCUGGUUAGCCUCUUUGUAGACUGCUACCAGCGUGAGGAGGCGACCGGAUCACCCAGCAGUCGGAGCAUAGUGUACAGAGACAACACUGUGGUGCGGGACAUCCUGUACCUCCUUGAGAACCAGAUACCUCUGUUUGUCAUCAACGAGAUCCUGAAUUACAUGAGAGCACCAGGGGAAGUGACAUCCGCUGUGGAGUGCAUCGCGAGGCCCGUCGAAGAGCUGCUGCAGAGGCAGCUGUACAUCAGCAAGACGCCGCGGGAGGCGCCGUCGACGUCUGUCCACCUGCUCGGCCUGGUGUACUGCUACAUGGCGUCGCCGCUGCAGCAGCAGCAGCAGCAGCAGCCGCAGCCGCAGGAGCGGACAUCAGGCCUUCUAACGGGCCCAUGGCGCCGGGCGACCGAGUACCGCAGGUACGCCAACCUGCUGUUCAAGCGCCGGGCCUUCGGCGCCGGCGAGGAGUGGAGCAUCCUCGACGUGGAGCUCGACGGAGGAAACCUGCGGAUCCCUCUCCUACGCGUGGACAGCAACACGUGGACGGUCCUGCGGAACCUGAUGGCUCUGGAGGAGCAGCAGGAGGCCAGGCCCGUCACGGCCUACUGCUACUUCAUGUCGCAGGUGGCAUGCACGGCGGAGGACGUGGGGCUCCUGCGGAGCGCCAUGGUUGUCGAGCAUUUCCUGGGCAGCGACGAGUCGGCCGCACAGGGCUUUGCCUGUCUGUGCCACGGCAUGGCCCUGGACAUCCACAACCUCCAGCGGAACUACCUCAAGCCCAUAUGGCACGCCGUGGAGAAGCGCUGCGGCGUCCCGGCGCACAACUUCAAGGGCUUCUUCCGCGAGAAGUACUGCGGUAAUAUCUUCUACCGCGUGGUGUUCUUCAUCGCCAUCCUCGUCUUUGUCUCCCAAAUGGUGCAGUCCAUCUAUGCGGUUAUUGCCUACCACAGACCCAAUACUCCUCCUAGUCGUGUUUUGGCAUAA
Triticum turgidum subsp. durum (durum wheat) is the source of this 1764-nucleotide messenger RNA. Lineage: Eukaryota; Viridiplantae; Streptophyta; Magnoliopsida; Poales; Poaceae. The record is from the annotation of a GenBank genome assembly.